This is a messenger RNA of Megalopta genalis, 6981 nucleotides long. Lineage: Eukaryota; Metazoa; Arthropoda; Insecta; Hymenoptera; Halictidae. The record is from RefSeq and is a predicted model, not a curated record.
AACCAGUCCUCGGAGAACCGUGGGUCUUACCGGAGCCGUAUAUACGUGUAUUGUCGCCCGUGACUUUUCGUCGUUCUCGGGAUUUUUCUCGCUGGCUGUACACCCAUACCCGUAUACGUGUCGAUAAUCUCCGGAGAGGUCGGUGAACCUGGUCGCUCGCGGUCGCGGUCGCGCAAGCUCUCUCCUCGUCGUCCUCAUCGUCUUCGUCGUCCUCGUCGUUCGGUGCCAGCCGACCGACGACCGUGUUCAGGAGGUACGGUCCUGAGGAUGAAAUCUCCAGGAGAUUAUAGAGCUUAGCGGCAAAAGAGACGGAACGAGAGGGGGAGGAAGCCAGAGAGAGAGAGAGAGAGAGAGAGAGAGAGAGACAGAGAGAGAAAAAGAUCGGUAAAGCAGGAUCGGGCGAAACGUAACCGCGGCUCGGAUCGUUACGCCGAUGGGAGUCGAGCCCUCCACGGAUGCCGAGGGGAUCUUGUGGUAGUGACAUGGACGACGUGAGGUAAAAAGAUCGCCGUUGGUCCCAGGAUUUAAAUGGAUCGUGGCCGGUCUCCGCGACAGAUAGGACUCAUAAUCGCUGGAGGAACCGCGAUCGUCGAACGGGAUUUGAUGGAAGAUUGAGGGAACGAGAACGAGAGAGAGAGAGAGAGAUAGAGANAGUUGUGUGUGUGUGUGCGCGCGCGCGCGAGCGAGAGAGAGAGAAGAGAGAGGGCGGAAAGAUGCGGGGCAGUCCUGCGUUCUUCGCCAUAUUGCUGGGCACGAUAUUCGGUGUCCUCGGCGCGUCCCUCAGCAAGGCGCUGAGGUACAAGGCGCCGGACGAGUGCAAGUGGGUAGCGACCGGCGACACCGAGGACGACGUGUCGCUGGUCUGCAGAUUGAGGACCAUCAACAGCGAGCUGGAGAACACGAACUUCAGCGUGAUCCAGCCUCAGCACACGGUCCGGCUGCGGCUCGAAUGCAGCGACGGAUUGUUUUAUCAGAGUUCCCUGAGCGCCGGCAGCUUUCGACCGUUGGUCGAGCUCAGGGAACUGGUGAUCGAGUACUGCAAGAUCGGCAAUCUGUCCGACGACGCGUUCAAAGGGCUCAAAGAGCUGCGCAAUCUGACCGUCAGAACGCACAACACCGACUGGUCGGCGAUGGCGCUGGACGUGUCCGCUGGCGCGUUCACCGACGAGCUCAGGCAGCUCGAGAAGCUCGACUUAGGGGAGAACAACAUGUGGAGCAUCCCGGAGGGCGCGCUGUGCCCCCUGAUCAACCUCGAGAUCCUGAACUUGACGCGGAAUAGGUUGCGCGAGGUGACCAGCUUCCAGUUCAACGGGGCAGCCAGGUGUCUGUCGAACCUGAAGGAGCUGGACCUGAGCAACAACAGCAUCGAGUCUCUGCCCAGCGCCGCGUUCUCCGGAUUGACCAGGCUGCACAGCUUGGAUCUCCGGUGCAACGCCAUCAGCUUCAUGGCGGACCGCGCGUUCGAGGGCCUCUCCUCGUUGGCCAUCUUGAGGCUCGCGGACAAUCGACUCGCCAGCCUGCCGCCCGAGCUGUUCAGCGACGCGAGGAGCAUACAGGAGAUUCACUUAAGGAACAAUACGUUGAACGUGUUGCCGCCCGGGUUGUUCAGUGAACUGACGCAGUUGUUGGUGCUCGAUCUGUCUCACAACGAGUUGACCGCCGAGUGGGUAAACGCGGCCACGUUCGGCCGCCUGCUGCGGCUAGUGGUGCUGGACCUGUCGAAUAAUCGUAUCGGCCGGUUGGACCCGACGGUGUUCCGCGACCUCCAAACCCUGCAGAUCCUCCGGCUGCAGGAGAAUCUGCUGGAGAGCCUGCCGGAGAACACGUUCUCCGCGCUCUAUAAUCUGCACACGUUGCUGCUCAGCGAUAAUCUGCUGACUGUUAUCGACGCGACCACGCUCAACGGACUCUACGUUCUGAAUCUGCUUUCGCUGGACAACAACCGGCUGCACACGAUCCACCCGAGCUCCCUGAGAAACGUCUCGUCCCUCCAGGAGUUCCACCUGAACCGCAACCAGCUGAAAUCGGUGCCGGACGCGUUGAAAGCCACUCCCCUACUGCGAACCCUCGACCUCGGCGAGAACCUCAUUUCGGAGAUACCGACCGGCACGUUCGACCAUGUCGACCAGCUAUACGGGCUCCGGUUGACCGAAAAUCACAUCGGCAACCUGACCAAGGGCGUGUUCGAUCGUAUCAAGGAGCUGAAGAUAUUGAAUCUCGCGAUGAACCGGAUUCAGUACAUCGAACCCGGCACGUUCGACGAGAACCUGAAUCUCCAAGCGAUCCGGCUCGACGGGAAUCAACUGACGGACAUCACGGACUUGUUCACCAAUCUACCGAACUUGGUCUGGCUGAACGUCAGCGACAACAAGCUGAAGAGUUUCGACUACGAGAUGAUACCGACCCGGCUGCAGUGGUUGGACAUACACUCGAACGAGAUCAGAGAGCUGGGAAACAAUUUGGAGAUCGAGAGCCAGCUGCAGCUGAGCACGUUCGACGCCAGCGAGAACAAGCUCGCCGAGAUCACCGGGAACGCGAUCCCGAUGAGCGUCGAGAGACUCUAUCUGAACGACAACCAGAUCUCGAAGGUGCAGAGCUACUCGUUCUUCAAGAAGCCGAACCUGACGCGCGUCGACCUCAAGGGGAACCACAUCCGCAACUUGGAGCCGUACGCGUUGAGGAUCAGCGCGGUCGCGGCCGACAAGCCUCUGCCAGAGUUCUACAUAGGAGACAACCAGUACCUGUGCGACUGCACCAUGGAGUGGUUGCAGCGGGUCAACAGGCAGAACCAGAGCAGAGUGCAGCCCCGCGUGAUGGACCUCGAGAGCAUCUACUGCGAGCUGCUCUACGACCGCGAGCACGCGUUCGUCCCUCUGGUCGAGGCGUCUCACUCGCAGUUCCUCUGCAAGUACGACACCCACUGUUUCGCGUUGUGCCACUGCUGCGACUUCGACGCCUGCGACUGCGAGAUGACGUGCCCGUUGAACUGCACGUGCUACCACGACCAAUCGUGGUCGGCGAACGUGGUCGACUGCUCGAACGGCGGCCACGUGAACAAGCUACCCGAGCAGAUCCCGAUGGACGCGACGCGGCUCUAUUUGGACGGGAACGACCUGCGGGUCGUGUCCAGUCACGCUUUCAUCGGCCGCAAGAAGCUCAAGGUUCUGUUCCUGAAUUCCUCGAACAUCGAGAUCGUGCAGAACCGGUCGUUCAACGGUCUCCGGGACCUGGAGGACCUUCAUCUGCAGGACAACAGGAUACGCGAGCUGAAGGGACACGAGUUCGAGGGGCUGGACGCGCUCAGGCAGCUCUACCUGCAGCGGAACAGGAUCGUAUCCGUCGGCAACGACACGUUCGCGUCCCUGAGAUCGCUCAGGCUGCUCCGGCUCGAGAACAACCGGCUGACCACGCUGGCCGUCUGGACCCUGCCGUCCGCCAUCGAGAUCAGUUUAUCCGGGAACCCGUGGUCCUGCGAGUGCGACUAUCUGCAGAGUUACCGCGAGUGGAUCCGCGAGCCGAGUGUCCGCGUGACGGACGCGUCCGUGCUGCGGUGCGUGUACAACGUGACGGAGUUCGAGGCGUUCGGUGACGAGGUGUUCGCGGACAACGAGUUCGGGUUCCUGGUGACGGCAGGGGAUCGCGAGAAGAGCAACGAGACUGCGGUGUGCUCGGGCGGGGCCAGCAUCGACAACGACGUGCACCGGAACUACACCAAGACGAUCAUCGAGAAGCAGGUCCUGCAGGACUAUCUGCCCUUGGUAGUGGCUACCUUGGUGGGCUCUUUGCUCGUGGUGCUGAUCUGCAUGCUGGCGUUCGUGUUCCGGCAGGAGCUCCGUGUCUGGUUCCACUCGAGGUUCGGCGUCCGGAUAUUCUACAGGAACCACGAGGUCGACAGGGACGACCGGGACAAGCUGUUCGACGCGUUCGUCAGCUACAGCUCCAAGGACGAGGCUUUCGUCGCCGAGGAGCUGGCUCCGGUCUUGGAGAUGGGGAACCCGUCGUACAAGCUCUGCCUGCACUACAGGGACUUUCCAGUCGGCAGCUUCAUCGCGGACACCAUCGUGCAGGCGGUCGAGUCCUCGAGGAGGACGAUCAUGGUGCUCUCGGAGAACUUCAUCAAGUCCGAGUGGUGCCGAUUCGAUUUCAAAAGCGCGCACCACCAGGUGCUGCGGGACAGAAGGCGUAGGCUGAUCCUGGUGCUGGUGGGCGACGUCCACCAGCGGGACCUCGACCCGGACAUCAGGCUCUAUCUGAAGACCAACACCUACUUGCAGUGGGGCGACAAGCUGUUCUGGGAGAAGCUGCGGUUCGCGUUGCCCGACGUGCCCAACAACCAGAGGACCACGCAGAGGACGAGGCAGCCGCCGCCGGUCCGACGGCAGCACAACAACAGGACAUCGAACGGCUCGCGCACCGUCUCCGUGCACAUAUGAAGUGGCUUCCGUUGUCCCCCUGUGCGUUUUACCUGUGCCUGUGUGUCGUAGCCGCCCGUUCGCUCAUUCGUGUUCGUCCAUAUGUGUGCCUGUGCGCGUGUGUAUCUCUCGGUGCGAAUGAUUGUGCACGGUUGUUCACGGAGUUACGUUUCGUUUCGUUUCGGAGUGGGCGUCCCCCGCGGAUCUCACGGCGAGACCAGACACAGAGAGAGAAUCAGCGCGAGCGGACGCUUGCCACCCAGGCGUCGGCUACCCCGGUUACACAGUGCAUUUCUACUGCGGUGCAAUACGUGGCAGACGGAUAGAGAGUGUAAAUAUAACAGCGAGGAUUUCUAUAUAUGUACAUGUAGAUUCGGAAGUGUACGAGAGCGCGCGGGAGCAGUGUUGUAAAUAGAUCCGUGAGAUGGGAGUGAAUAUAUGUAUAUGUAUAUUUAAGGUGCUUCCUCGUGAGAAAACCGGAUACACACGGAGACACGGCGGUCCCGGUGUUCUGUAUAUUACCCAGCGAGUCAGUGAGUCGAUAGAUAGCUUAAAAAGUCGUUGUAAAUAGAAACCGCGCGCCGCGCUCGGUCUUUCGCACGAGACCGUUCCGCGUAUCGUCCCCCCCGAGUUCUCUAUUAACGGAUUUAGAGUGCGCGAAGAGAAACGAUUAGUCUCUCCGUCCUUCUCGCUCGUCCGACGAGCAGGACAGAGAGAGAAAGAGAGAAAUAAAUAUAUAAAUAUAUAUAUACAUUUUGUGUGUAUAUAUAAAUAUAUGCGGCCCCGUACUUCGGCACGCUCGCCGUGUGCCAUUUGUUUCAUCUUUCCCAGUUUCGCGAAUUCUUCUUUUGCCUUUUUAAAUAAGCCGUCGCCAUACCGCGGGAAAGAGAGUGAGAACGAGCGAACCCGGCCUCGAGGAAUCGAGAACCAGUUGUCCGGCGGCGGUGCUUGUCGUUGUCGUUGCUCGGUAGACUGCGAGAGGAACGCGACAGAACGCUCGGCAACGGUGAACACGGUUCCGCGAGUCGAAACGAGUCGAAGCGAGUCGAAGCGGGUCCACGAGAAUUCCUCGAGGGCCGAGUCGUGCGCACCCGUCGACGGGCGUCGGGGCAACCGAUCGCAAGCUGACAGUGAUACCACUUCCUAAUCGUAGCUAUCAAUGUGUAUUUAAUUGUAUCGGGCCGGCCAAACAGUCUCCUCGGUCGUUCAUCCACGUUGCUUUGUAUCAUAACACUUUGCCGACAGUUUGUCAAUAAAUUGGCACCCCAAGGGUCGCUGAAAGUUCAACGGACGCCGCAUUGUUUAACCCUUGCGCACUGUUCACAUUGUUCGCACGUUUCUCUUUCUUGGAAACUCUUCAUUUUAUCUCAGUGUUAGAAGCACCGAACAGUCAAAGAGAUUCAUUUGUUCGGACUUCCUGUGAAUUGUAAUAUACUCGAGGAUGAAUAAAUUUAUUUAGUAAUUUCUUUAAAAGAAAAUACCUUCGUCAUUGCAGUAUUUGUAACAUGAAAAUAAUAAAAUGAGACAUUUGGAUACAUUUAACAGUUUUCAUAUGCACCAUUUGUGCCGUCGUACGAUAUUAGUAACAAAUUGUGGGUUCCUCUUUGGUCGCGUUGACGAUGAACGCGGUUAAUCGAACAUAAUUUAGCUACGAAGCAAACGGGGGUGACUUCUUGGCCGACCAAAUACUCGAGAGGCCGGCAAGCGACGGAUCUUCGGAUUCAGGCUCUUCGUCGCUGCCGUGACCAAUUUGUAAAGUAUUAUAAUGCGUGCGUCUAUGGUCUAUCUCUCGAAGAAAGGCACCCGAGAUUCGCAGAACAUCUCAGCAACCAACUAUAGCAGUUAAAGUCGUAAUCGGUCUCUAAUGCACUCAGAAUCUUUUUCUUGGCCCAGCAAGCGUGUAAUAUAUUCGCAUUAAGAUCUGCAAUGCAAUCAUGGGACGAUCGGCGCGUCUCGGGUCUCUAGUUUCGAGAGGCAGACUGUAAUUCUUAUUUAUUUCGUCCCGGAACGUUGACAGGGACGUUGCCGCGUGACUCGCGAUUCCACGUGGUACGAACUCUUUCACACACCCACACACACGCACACACAUUCUGUUUUCACGAUUGUUUUCCGUGUGUAUACGAAUUCGGCGGUCCGCUCCCGUUUCUUGCCACAGCGAGCAAAUAAUCGCGCGAUCACGUCGACGGGCGCAGAGAAAAUUUGCGGCGUCGCGCGGCCUCUGCGUCCCGUGCUCUCUCCGUCUCUCUUCCCCUCAGCCCCGCACCGCAACCGGUGUGAACGAUGAAUCAAAAGUUCACGUGCAAUUCCGGCACACCCAGUCCCCUCUCUCUCUGUUUUAGCCGCGACCGUCGAAUUCGGAAUGCUUGUCACGCAGGGAAACUAAAGUACCGCUAUAAAUAAUUGAAAUAUAAUGUACAAACGUGGAACAAUUCUACCCUUUAGCUUUCCUCGCAAGUGGCUAUUCAUGUUUUCGCAAGACCCACUCCCCGACACAACGUGAAAGAUAUUAUUAGAAUAAACAUCUGUGACUGAAACAAUAAAAUGCUCUAUUUUUAUGUUUUUUAACACC